This is a messenger RNA of Chara braunii, 855 nucleotides long. Lineage: Eukaryota; Viridiplantae; Streptophyta; Charophyceae; Charales; Characeae. The record is from the annotation of a GenBank genome assembly.
UGCCGGGGGGAGGCCAUCUUCCUCUCGAUCUCCAACCACCACCGUCGAUGUGUCUAGAACGAUCCUCAUCCAGCAAAGUGGACAUGGUGGGGGUAGCAACACACAGACGAUGCAAGGCACCGCCUUUGACGAGGGGAUUUCACAGCAUCAGCCGAACCAGGUGUCAAGGCCUGUGGCGAGCCAGGGUGGACCUCGUGCAAGUGUUCGGCAUCACCCCCCUUCGCCAGCCGCGACCGUGCAGGAAGGGAGGCCUGACGUGACCAGUGUUGCGGAAUCCCCUCGAUGUGUGGAGCCAACUGUGUGUCGCUUCAAUAGCUUGCGGGCGAGUAGUGACGGCGAGGGAGCACGACCGGACGGUGCUGCAAGCGAGGCCGACUUUGUUGACAGUGAUGAUGACGACGAUGAGGACGACGAAGAAGAGGAGGUUGUCGUCAAGGAAGUGACUGCUGGCGGGAAGACAAAGCAAGCAUCCAAAGGUCGCGAGAAGGCGAAGGAAAAGGAUAAGGAAGGUGAAAAAAAUGGCAAAGGUAGCGGGAAUGGUGAGCGGGCGAACUGGAAUUUGGACGAGUCCCUGGCUCUUGUCCGGUGCAAGAGAGACCAAUAUGACUACUUUGCUAAUGUUGGCCAUAACUAUGCUCAGAUGAAAACCAAGGACCAGAAAUGGAUGGACAUCGCGAAGCGAAUGGAUAAGGAAGGAGUUCGGCGGGAUGGGACCAAUGCAUCAAGAGGUGGGAUAAUAUAUUUGGGUGGUCCAGGAAAGUGUGGGACGGGGAGAAGGAGUCGGGACUGCAGCCGUACUUCUUGAUAAGCACGAAAACACGGAAGGAGAAAGGAUAUUGGUUCAGUCGAGACCGC